This is a messenger RNA of Trichoderma harzianum CBS 226.95, 1249 nucleotides long. RefSeq lists its product as hypothetical. The transcript is spliced from 2 exons. Lineage: Eukaryota; Fungi; Ascomycota; Sordariomycetes; Hypocreales; Hypocreaceae. The record is from RefSeq and is a predicted model, not a curated record. Bases 293 to 1234 code for a protein of 313 amino acids.
GUUUAUCUGAUGUGUUGUGCUUGAUGUGUAAUCUCCCUCUGCGUGCCCCUCCACCAUGACAAAUCCAAGCACCCAGCACAAAACAGCUCCAGCAUUACGUAGGUGCGAAUACCUGAGCUGAUAGGGCAGAGCUUGCCUGCUGCUGGGUAUCUUCUGGUAAUGCGGAAUUCUCCGCGAUUCUCCAAGGCAAGUUCCUACAGGUAUGGAGGGGUAAAAAAAGGGCUGAAGGAGGGAAGCUGUCCCGCGUUAGUACUUAAUCGAUACAAGGCCUCGCUCCUCAUUGUUCUCCUCAAUGACGACGGCAAGACAGCUUCUCUCUCAUCUCUUCCUCUUCCUCUUCGCCUUUUGCUCCCUCUUCAGCCUCGCCUCGUCCUGCUUACGACAGCAACCGCAAGCUCUUCUAUUCGCUACAGCAUCGCAUCAGCAUCAAUCCGUUGCAAUGGCGCGUCCAACUGGCCUCAUUGCCACAAAGGGCAUCGAGCUCUUGACCUGGGGCACCCCCAACGGCCACAAGGCUAACAUCCUGCUGGAAGAGCUCAAGGAGGCAUACGGGCUCGAGUACACCUUCCAGGGCGUCAACAUCUCGCAAAACGUCCAAAAGGAACCAUGGUUCACGGCCAUCAACCCCAACGGCCGCAUCCCCGCCAUUGUGGACCAUGACAACAACGACCUGGCCGUGUUCGAGGGCAACGCCAUUCUCGGAUACUUGGCGCGUCGCUAUGAUACCAAGCACCUCUUCUCAUUCCCAGUCGAUUCGGACGACUACACACGUUCCGAAGCGUGGAUUGGCUGGCAGCACGGUGGUGUUGGUCCCAUGCAGGGCCAAGCCAACCACUUUGUGCGCUUCACCAAGGAGAAGAUUCCAUAUGCCAUGCAGCGCUACGUGGGAGAGACGGAGCGUCUCUAUGGUAUCCUCAACACCCGCCUGGCCGAUCGCGAUUACGUCGUUGGCCCUGGUCGCGGCAAGUACAGCAUCGCCGACAUUGCCUUGGUAGGCUGGGUCAACGGCCUGUCCUUUACCAGCACCUCGUACGACCAGUUCCCCAACGUCAAGGCGUGGCUGCUCCGGCUCUGGGACCGGCCUGCGGUGCAGAGGGGCUUCUCUCUCACUUCGGCUCCGUUUUAUGACCCGAGACAGGGCCUGAGCGAGGAGCAGGCUGCCAAGGUGGCCGAGGAUAAGAAGCUUGUCGAUGCCGCGAAGGAGCAAUACGGAUACAAGUACCAGUCUCCAUAGAUGAUUGAGAGCAGA